AUGUUUACAUCUUUCCACAACUGUAACAUUUUAGGAACAUUACCUUUGUUUGCAAUAGUUAUUUCACACAUUCAAACACAAACUAACGUUAAUUAAAUUCAAAUGGAAACAAAACCGGAAAAAAAUAUGGCGAGCAAGUUUGUGAACAUUGUCCAAGAAUCACUGAUUUAUUUACAUACAACCAAAUCUAAGCAAAAUGCUUCACAUUUUUUCUAGACAGAAAUCAGUUUGAGUAUAAUAUUUAUGAUAUUACAACACAUAAGUUAUUAUACAUUGAUAGCAUUAUAACAUUAUUAUCUUAACCUCCUGAGACCCCGCAUCCUCAUAUGAGGACAUUACAUUUUUGCUGAUACUUAAUUUGUAAGAAUUUUGACCAAUUGCCCUCAUCUGGGGGCCCUGCCUGCACCACCCAGUGGUCUCAUAAUGAAAUUACACUCAUUUGAAAAAAAAAAAACAACAUGGCGGGGAUGACUUCGAACGUCUUCUACGGCAGCUCCCGACAGAAACAUGGACAAGGGGGAAUGUCCUUUUUGAGAGCUGAACGAUUGCUAAAUGCAAUCACAAAUGACUCUGAGAUUGAAGAUUUGUCAGAUGGUGAAGAGGAUGAUCCUGCUGUGGGUGAAAUCGCUCCAUGUGAAGCAACUGUGGAGCAACCUGAUGAUUCUGAUUCAGAUUAUCAACCUGAUGCUGCUGACAUAAGUGAAGAUACUGACAGCGAUGUGAGUGAGCCACAACAUAAACAACAGCAUCUUGAGAAUGAUGAACCUGACCAGGAUGUGCAAGGUCGCAGGGCAGGACCAAGAAAUGGAAAUAGAGAGUACUGGAAGUCUGCUCCAUUCAACCCUGUCUUAGUCCCAUUUCAAGGAGCUGAUGAACAACAAGACGAGAGAGCAGAUAUGUCGCCGGUGCAGUACAUGGAACAGUACGUUGACAUAGAACUGAUGAAAGUCCUUGCCGACUGUACAAAUUCUAUGUCAUUAGCUAAAAGUGGGAGAUCUCUCAACACAUCGGUUGAAGAGAUGUACCACUUUUUUGGAGCAUCCAUCUUGAUGUCCUGCAUCCCUUACCCACAAAUCCGCAUGUUCUGGUCCACUAACCUGAGAGUCCCUGCCAUUAGUGACACAAUGAGACGCGACCGAUUCUUCAAGCUGAGGAGCCAUCUGAAGGUGGUAAUUGAUGACGACAUUCCUGAAGACAGGAAAACAGACAAAUUCUGGAAGGUGAGGCCUUUCAUGAAUCGCAUACUCAAAGGCUGCCAUGCUCAGGCCCGACCAGAAUCCGUCUCAAUAGGUGAACAGAUGAUACCAUUCACUGGAGGCUGUCCGUUCCGCCAGUAUGUGCCGCUAAAGCCAAAUCCAGUUGGCAUGAAGAAUUUUGUCCUGGCAACAGCAGAUGGCGUCGUUCUCGACUUUGAAGUUUACCAAGGUUCAAAGGAACUGGCUGCACAGGUGCUGGACGCAGAAGGAUUGGGUUUGGGAGCCCUGGUCCUCAAACGCCUGACAAAAACAGUACAUCCUGGUACAAAGGUGUACUGCGAUAGGUUCUUCACCACCACAUCAGCUGCGGAAUCCAUGCUGGAGAAGCAGGUGUACCUAACUGGUACAGUCAUGAAGAACAGGAUCCCAAAAGCAAUGCAGAAGCUUCCAAGUGACAAGAUCAUGAAGCAGCAAGGCAGAGGUACCUCCGCAUCAGUUGUCAGGGGAGAUGGGAAACUGAAUGUUGUGAAAUGGUUUGACAACAAGCCGGUCCUGAUGCUCUCUGCUGUCCACACUAAGGAGCCAGAGAAUACCUGCCAGCGGUGGUCCAAGAAGAACAAAUGCUACUUAACCAUCAGACGACCAAAUAUUGUACAAGAGUACAAUGCAAAGAUGGGUGGGGUAGACUUAUCAGACAGAAUGAUGAGCUACUACAGGAUGAGCGUGCGAACAAAGAAGUGGACGAUUCGCAUGCUUAUGCACUUCAUGGAUCUUGCUCUGGCCAACAGCUGGCUGCUGUAUCGCAGAGAUCAUCAAGAACACGGUACCCCAAGAAAGGCUAUCAUGACGUUCCUCGCGUUCCGCAUGGACGUGGCUCAGGUGUUCCUCAACAAGUGUGAUGUCACGCAUGCAGAGGAAGAGAGUGCAUGCUGUCCACAACCUGGCCAAAGAUCCCUGGUCACUCCAAUCCCCCACAUCUCAAAGCGCACAGCUUCUGCUGCUCAUCUGCCGGAAGUUGCUGAUCUCAAGAACCCGAUGCGUUGCAGACAACAAGGCUGCCCUGGGAAAUCCCGUGUACGCUGUCUGACAUGCAAUGUGUUCCUUUGCCUGCAAAGUCGGCGCAACUGCUAUGAAGCCUUUCACGGAGAUGUCCAGCAAGUGUUGGUGGUCAAAGAGGAGCUGGUUGUUGAGGAGGAGGACUGGAGUGCCAGACCAGACCAGGAGGACCAGAAGCCUCCUCAGAUUAAAGAGGAAGAGGAGGAGAAUGAGAUCACAGAGUUAACUUUCAGUCCUGUUCAUGUGAAGAGUGAAGAUGAGGAAGAGAUACCUCAGCUGUCAGAACUUCUUCCCAGUCAGACUGAGGGGAACAGAGACUCUGAGGAAUCAGAUGAUGACAAAACUUCAAAUUGUUCUUCAGAGACGGACGUCAGUGAUGGAAACUGGGAGGAAAGUGAAGCUCAGUCAGGUUUAGACUCUGUGAAAAAAGAUGCCGUUCCUGUUGGUGAUAGAAAAUGUGGCAAAAGUAAAAAGUUACACAUCUGUCCCGACUGCGGAAAAACAUUCAGAAGCAGGCAAGGUUUGUUAGGACACCACAGAAUACACACCGGAGAAAAUCCUUUCAGCUGCUCCAUUUGUAACAAAACCUUUUCUUCAAAAGGAAACUUGCAAAAACACUCAAAGGUCCACACAGGGGAAAGACCAUUCAAAUGUUCUGUCUGUGGUACAGCUCUUAAAAGUAAAAAUGCAUUAAUUGAACACACAAGAAUCCACACUGGGGAGAAGCCGUUCAAUUGCUCCAUUUGCGGCCGAAGCUUUAGUUUCAGGUCGUAUUUAACUGUUCACAUGAAGUGUCACUCUGAAGAAAAACCUUACAGCUGUUCUCUCUGUACAGCAGCUUUCAAAAGGAAAAACGUCUUAUUGGCACAUGUAAAAACUCACACUGGAGAGAAGCCUUACAGCUGCUCAGUCUGUGGGAAGAACUUUGCCCACUGUGUAAGUCUAACAUGUCAUAUGAGAAGUCACACAGGAGAGAGACCUUACAGCUGCUCCAUUUGUAAGGCGACAUUCAAGUGGAAAAAUACAUUCACACAUCAUAUAAAAAUCCAUACUGAUGAGUAAGCUGCCAAGACUCUGGUCCAAACUUAAGAGAUAAGAAGACUGCACACCAGUCCUCAGUUCCAGGCCUCGAGGAACUUUUUUCAACGCACCUCAAUAAUGACUGAAUUACUUAUCAAGUGAUGCACAUUAAGGUAUAUUUUGUGUUCAAAACAGACAAGUAAGCAUGUUUUUAGAAGACGUCUCAAAUAUUCACAAGCGGUUUUGGUCCCUAACAAAAGCCGUUUUCCACUGUAUUGGAAUAAGUUGUAUUGAAUGUUGUGAUGAGGUUGAACUCCUUUUACCCGGAUAUGAACUGGACCUUUUGUGUUGCAUAGUGCCUUACAUUUGUGAACUGGUGCCAAAUUAAAUUGAUCUCUGUACAGCAGAAGAUUGGUGGAAAGUGGUGUGUUUUCUUGAUGAAUCCUCAUAAUUGUUUGUGGACUUCUAGAUAUUUUUGUUGCGAUGAUGACCCCAGCAUUCUGAUGCAAUCCACAUCAGUUUUUUAAGAUGUUAAUAAAAUAAUUUUAAUUAUCUUUUUGUAUGAAAUAAAAAUGUAUUGGAAAAAAUC
Xiphophorus hellerii (green swordtail) is the source of this 3861-nucleotide messenger RNA. RefSeq names its product zinc finger protein with KRAB and SCAN domains 3-like. The record is from RefSeq and is a predicted model, not a curated record. NCBI's taxonomy places the organism in Eukaryota, Metazoa, Chordata, Actinopteri, Cyprinodontiformes, Poeciliidae. Bases 459 to 3314 code for a protein of 951 amino acids. The transcript has 5 exons.